UCCUUGCAAGACUCGGUGUCCUCGGUCAGUGACCAUAUUGACCAAGAACAUCCUCGUCCUCCAUCCCGAAUAAACCUCGACCAAGAAACCUAAAACUUCUCUGGUUUUCCACAUUUUCUUUGCCUCAAACCAAUAAGAUGUCAGUUGGAGAAGUAUGGAAUAAUUCUGAUCUUAAACAGAAGGGAAGUCAUCAACCGAAGAUUGAUGCCGACAGUGGGUUUGAUCCAACAAGUGGAAUCUUCCACUCACUUUCUCAACUGAGUGACCCAUAUAAGGUCCCUACUAGCCCCGACCUUGACACUGCCUCCUACGUGCUCUCCCGAUUCCCGGGCCCCGAUGAGGCGGAGUCCCAAACCGCUCUCAUCGAUUCGGUUUCAGGCCGCCGUGUCACCUAUGCGCAGCUCCACCGGUCAGUCCGAGCCCUUGCAGCCAGCCUGUAUCAUGCGCUUGAGGUCAGGAAGGGCGAUGUAGUCUUUGUCCUAGCCCCUAACUCUAUUAUGUACCCGACCAUCUGCCUCGCCGUGUUCUCCCUCGGCGCCAUCCUCACCACUGCUAACCCCCUCAACACCGGGCUUGAGAUAGCCAAGCAGGUUCGAGACUCCGGGGCAAAGCUGGCAAUCGCUGCGCCCGAGGAGGCCCUCAAACUUGGGCCCACCGGGGUCCCGACCAUACUCACGACCCGAACUGGUGAUGAGAGCUCAGUGUGUGUGGAAGAACUGAUAGAAUGCUGCGAACCGGCCCAUGAUUUGCCACAGGACGGGCCCCGGCCAACCCAACAUGACACUGCAGCCAUUCUCUACUCCUCCGGGACCACAGGGACAAGCAAAGGUGUUAUCCUAACCCAUGGCAACUUCAUAUCCAUAAUAACUCUCCUCAGAUGGUCAGUCAAUGCCACUUCGUCCCAAGAUGAUGUCUUCCUCUGCUUCAUCCCGAUGUUCCACAUCUAUGGGCUUGCCUUCUUCGGGCUCGGGCUCUUUUGCUCAGGUGUGACAACAGUCGUGAUGCCCAAGUUUGACUUCGGGGCCAUGCUUGAUGCGAUAAAAGCCCACCAAGUCAACAACAUAGCAGCAGUCCCACCAGUGAUUCUUGGGCUUGUGAAGUAUGUUGAUCAGCUAAAGCCAGAGCUGUCCUCGCUGAGACGGGUUGGGUCGGGGGCAGCCCCGCUAAGCAAGGAGGUUGCAGACAGGUUCAGGGAGAAGUUCCCGUGGGUCGAGCUGAGGCAGGGAUAUGGGCUCACAGAGAGCUGUGGGGCCGGCACAUUCUUCAUCUCAGGGGAGCAGGCUAAGGCUCGUCCCGGCUCAUGUGGGAGACUGCUACCAAGCUUUCAGGCCAAGGUGGUAGAUAAUGAGACGGGCUUGGCCCUCCCGCCCGGCAGGGAAGGGGAGCUCUGGCUUCGAAGCCCGACAAUCAUGAGAGGCUAUCUCUGUAACGAUGAGGCCACAGCUGCUAUGAUCACAUCGGACGGGUGGCUGAGGACCGGUGACCUCUGUUACUUCGAUGGAGAUGGAUUUAUCUACAUUGUGGACAGGAUAAAGGAGCUCAUCAAGCACAAUGGUUAUCAGGUGGCUCCGGCUGAGCUUGAAGCAGUACUAUUGAGCCAUCCCGACAUACUUGAUGCUGCAGUUGUACCGGUCGAGGAUGAUGAAGCGGGACAGAUACCAAUGGCAUAUGUUGUAAGAGCAGGUGGAUCUGACCUCACAGAGGAGCAAGUGAUUCAAUUCGUGGCGACUCAGGUUGCGCCUUACAAGAAGGUGAGGAGAGUGAGCUUCAUCACUGCAAUCCCAAAGUCAGCUGCAGGCAAGAUCUUGAGGAAGGAGCUCGUUUUGCAGAGCAAACAGGAGCUCACUUCCAAACUGUAAACCCGUUUGCAAAUGAAAAUGAAGAGAGAAGGCAAGAAAUUGAUUGCCCGAUAUCGAAUAAGAGUUCCGGAGGAGAGAUCCAUUCUGUACUAUCAAGGGAAUGAAUCAUUAGGAAGAAUAUAUUACUGUCCACCAAGCAUCCGGUGUCCAAUUUUCUUGCCGCUCCAUCUAAAACUGUAGUCGUAGGUAUGUAAAGAUAUCCCGAAUUAACGCCAAGAGAAAACUUGAGCACUGUAAA
This is a messenger RNA of Punica granatum (pomegranate), 2097 nucleotides long. Lineage: Eukaryota; Viridiplantae; Streptophyta; Magnoliopsida; Myrtales; Lythraceae. The record is from RefSeq and is a predicted model, not a curated record.